UAACACAUGACAUAUCGGAUGACAGAACGACGGUGAGCUGCACCUGCUCGCGCGCGUCACACUGUUACAGCACGCGCCGCUCGAGCUCACAGUUCUAACGCCUGCGGUGUAGUGAUAGAGCUUUUACACUGUAAUCCAACCAGCAAUAGAGAUGACGUCCCAGAAACAUAAACAGGGACUAGCUGAAAUCAAAGCAUUGGAGAAUAUUCUGGACGGAUGCAAAUGUGACCUGUCCACUGUCGAUGAAGUCUGGCCGAACUUGUACAUCGGGAAUGUGGCAAUCGCUCAAAACAAAAGUGCUUUAAGGAAGAUGGGCAUCACCCACAUCCUGAACGCGGCUCAUGCCAAACAGGGCAGCAUAGGAGAUGAGAGUUACUACGGUACUGAGUUUGUAUAUCACGGUAUACCAGCAGAAGACUCGGGAAGGUUUGACAUCAGCGUGCACUUCCGGUCAGCAUCUGACUUUAUACACAAAGCUCUCAAGAAGAAAAACGGAAAAGUGCUUGUGCAUUGCAUUAUGGGGGUGAGUCGCUCAUCUACUUUAGUCCUGUCCUACUUAAUGUUACGUCAGCAUCUAUCUCUCCAUGCUGCCGUCCAACAAGUCAUCCAAAGGAGACCGAUUUAUCCUAACAGGAACUUUCUGGGUCUCCUACUUGAGCUCGACACACAACUACAGAGAAAAAGAAUGAUGUGUCCAAUUCUCUGACCGCCCAUCACUGUCAGAUAGUGUGUUUGUUUUUUCAAUAGUUCUUUAGUAAAAACAAUAUCACCUACUUUGUGUAAAAAUGGGAUGAUUACAUUUAAAAACUUCUAAAUGUGUAUAUGCACACAUACUUCUACAGUAUGUAUAUAUGCAUACUUGCAUACGUUUUAUAUGUAUUUCCCAUGUCCUUGAUUUUCAUAUUUCAUUAUGGAAGAAAAUAUUCCUGUAAGUAAUAAGAAGGUAACAAAUACACGUGGAUAUAAGAAAGAAUCUGGAUAUUUCACUAUACGCCAAUGUACAGAUUUUACCACUUCCAGAAGACUAUCAGGCCUUAUUCUUAACGGCAGUUCCAUUUCUAGCAGAACAGAUAUAAUGGAGUAAUGACCUGUGUGUCCUUGUAAUACUUGGAUCACAAGCCUCUCUGCCUCCUAAUCCUUAAACCCGCUAAGAGAAAAAAUGUCAAAAGAAGGGUGCUUUCAGGCUGGCUGGCAAUACUCUGGGAUGUUAUGACUACAGCUCCCAUGUUAAAGCACUAAACUGUGGAAGGAAGUCUGCUUCCUGGUGAGGACAUGUUUGAAGUAUCUUUAGUUACUGCUUUUAUCUUGGGCUGAGAUGGAUUCAGAGUCUGCUCUGGGAAUACUGGAAAGGAGACAGGAAAUCACCCAGGAUAGGAGGCCAGUCCACUACAGAGCCUACACACACACACAUUCACAAGUAGGGGAAAUUUAGAAACAGCAACUCACCUGUCAGUGUGGUUUUGGUAGAAACCCAGAAGAAGCACACAUGGAUGCAAGAGAACAUGAAUAGAAACUGUAAUCCAAGCUAAGGAUCAAACUUAGGAGCUUGGAGCUGUGAGGAGGAGAUAAAUUGCCACCUUGCUGUCUUUAAUCAAGCAGCUAGAAUUUAUUCAAUCAUACAAAAGACUCUAACUUAUUAGAGACAUGCUGUGGUGAAGGAGUAUGAGAAAAUAAAGCUAUUAUAUAGGUUAUAUUUCAUUGCACAUUGUUAAGGACUUAUACAUUGUGGUUGUAUAAUUAUCCUCUAUUUAUUUGUCAUUACUCAUAUUAGGGAUUCAGAAUAAAGCAGCAGUACUCAGUCUUUCUCCAGGCUUUCAUUUGAGCCAAAUAAAUUCCUCAAAGUAGUAAUUUGUGGACCAAGAUCAAGAUUAGGCAGGUAGAAUGUUUGUGGUUAGUUGGAGCCACACUGAAGAUCCCUGUUCUUGAGACUUGCGUAAGAAAUACACAUUGUUGAGGGAAAAAAACAUUAUCAUCCAUUAUCGUUGUAAUUUAUUUUAAUCCUGAAACUAAUUUGCAAUGUUUUUAUUUGUACUUCAAGGCAAUUAAAUUCAUUCUUUAAAUAAUGUGUUUAACCAAUAAUUGAUGACAGACCAUUGAAUCUGUGUCAGUUAACAGUUGCAAAAAUGUUUGUGAACCCAUUUGUAAGAUCAGUAUUUUGUACUGAUAUGUGACAGAUAGUGAUGGAGGGAUGAAUGAAAUUUUGAUUAAUGCUUUUAAAGAGUUACAGUAGUUGAUUUGAAUAAAGUAACAUAUUUCUCUCUGCUCUCUUUCAAAAGGAGUCACAUUUCUACUGUUGUACAAACCAAGGGACAAAAGGUUGCUUACACAAUCUGAGACUGAAAUAUCGUUUGUAAAAUAAAGCAAUUCUGUAAGGAAUAUGAUUCAGAUGGCUUUGUUGUUAUGAUUAAGCAUGAGAUUAUUCACAUCCCUGUUUUCCUGACUGUAAUGUAAUAUUUUCUUUCAUAAUGGAAGCACAUUAAUAGGCUAUUAGAGUCAACAUCAAGGUGGAAGAUAAACUGUAAUAUAUUUAACACAGGCACUCAUAUCCUGUUGGAUUCAUGCUGUUUGCGAAAUGAUCCUUGUAAGAAACAGUGGCCUCAAACAGGCUUGAUAAUGAAAUUAGUUCUUCCUGUUGGAGACAGUGACUCCAUUCUGGAGUCCAUCACCAGGCCUGCAGUAAUCCUCAGGAGAAAUAUGUCUCCUAAUGGGCUUUUAUAAUCUGUUCCCCUGAGGACUCUAAUCCACAGGCGGCUGUCACAAUACGAAGCAGAAAUGAACACUCAGUUAAGUGGGAUUUUCAGCACCAUGAAGUACUUACAGUGGAGUAGUUGUGAGUUUAAAUGCCAGAGAGAUUCGGCUUUCUGGUUUUUGUGCAAUAUAAUAUCCAAUGAUGCAAUGUAUUUAUUUUUAGUUUCUUUAUCAUUAACGUUUUGGAUAUCUCAUUAAAUAUUCUCUCUGAAGAUGCUGUUUGGUGCAAAUGUGUGUUAGUAAAUGCAGUUUUCAGCUUUUCAGUUACAAAUCAUUUAUCCAUAAUGAGUAAAAUAUAUCUUGGCAUC
This is a messenger RNA of Tachysurus vachellii, 3056 nucleotides long. RefSeq names its product dual specificity protein phosphatase family protein. NCBI's taxonomy places the organism in Eukaryota, Metazoa, Chordata, Actinopteri, Siluriformes, Bagridae. Gene Ontology annotation, biological process: protein dephosphorylation; negative regulation of MAPK cascade. The transcript is spliced from 3 exons. The record is from RefSeq and is a predicted model, not a curated record. The coding region runs from base 152 to 706 and encodes 184 amino acids. Gene Ontology annotation, molecular function: MAP kinase phosphatase activity; protein tyrosine/serine/threonine phosphatase activity. Gene Ontology annotation, cellular component: cytoplasm.